Pseudozyma flocculosa PF-1 is the source of this 246-nucleotide messenger RNA. RefSeq lists its product as uncharacterized. The coding region runs from base 1 to 246 and encodes 81 amino acids. The transcript has 2 exons. Gene Ontology annotation, cellular component: heterotrimeric G-protein complex. The record is from RefSeq and is a predicted model, not a curated record. Gene Ontology annotation, molecular function: G-protein beta-subunit binding. Gene Ontology annotation, biological process: G protein-coupled receptor signaling pathway. NCBI's taxonomy places the organism in Eukaryota, Fungi, Basidiomycota, Ustilaginomycetes, Ustilaginales, Ustilaginaceae.
AUGAACGUCAAGCCGCACAAGCAGUCAAUGUCCGAGCUCAAGCUCCGCCGCCUCACUGAGCACAACCAGCGCCUCAAAGAGGACCUUGACCGCCCCAGGAUCCGCGUCUCGGAGGCAAGUCAGAGCCUGAUCAACUACUGCAAGUCGACGCGCGACUACCUCGUCCCGUCGGUGUGGGGACAGGUCGACAAGCGCGAGGACCCCUACGCCCCUCCUGGCAGCGGGUGCAGCUGUGUGGCCAUGUAG